Molecule: messenger RNA, 830 nt
Organism: Paramecium octaurelia
Lineage: Eukaryota; Ciliophora; Oligohymenophorea; Peniculida; Parameciidae
Source: the annotation of a GenBank genome assembly
AUGAGCAGAUUCUCAAUUUUAUCCAAUGACAUGGACAAAGUGCACUCCUACUUUGGAAACAAUCUCUGGUUAGGGAGUUUGAAAGCAGCCAAGAAUUCUUAGCUUUUGAGACUAAAUAACAUUUAGACUGUGAUCACAGUAGCCAAUAAUAUUAGUCUCAAAUUAGAGAAUUUCAAGCAUUAUGUAACUGUUAAAUAGUAUGGUAGAUUUUUAGUAUAGAGGAUAGUGCUUCCUUUCGUAUAUUAGAUUAUUUCAAGCAAAUUAAUGAAGUCAUAUAGGAGGGAUUGAUGCAUGGUUCAGUUUUGGUACAUUGCGUGGCAGGUGUUUCUAGAUCCAGUGCAUGUGUGAUAGCUCAUUUGAUGUAAUCUCAAGGAUGGUCAUAUGAAAAAACAUAUUACUAUGUGAAAGAAAAAAGGUUGACAAUCAAUCCAAAUCCAGGAUUCAAGAAAUAAUUGAUUUAAUAUAGCAAUUAAUUGGAUUUGAUUCAAAAAACAAAAAACUCAUUAGAAUCCACACAAUCUAGUAAAUUACUGCUUUCCCCAAGAUAUAAGUAGAUUAAUUAAAUUAUUAUUUUAAUUAGACAAAAAUCCCGUGAGGAUUUGAUUACGAAAUUGAUUCAAAACAAUAUCAAAUCCCCAAAUAGGAGGAUUGAAUAACUAGAUUACUCAUCUACAACGGAAGAUAGAGAAAUUUAUAGAUUUCAAUUGGCACAAAAGUUGUUUGCCAAUAGUUUGAUGGGCAAUGAAAAUGAUAAAAAGACAGCCUAGAAGAGUAAUAGGUAAAAUAAGGCUAAUCCACUUAAGAUUAAGUUAAGUUUGUAGUACAAUUGA